AUCAAAUUAAAGCUUGGAAAUGCCGCCAGCAAGAGGACACUUCCCUUAGUCACAAAACUCGCCUCUCUACAAAAGCUAAGGCAAACUAAUAAAUAACUAAACAAGUUCGUUCUUCAUUCAUUUCUCAUCCAUUUUGAGCAAUUUUCCUUCCUUUCUCGUCUUCACUUGGUUACCCUCAAGAAUCAUGAACGGGAAAGCCUCAAUCUCCAAGGAGCUUAAUGCCAAGCAUACCAAGAUCUUAGAAGGACUUAUGAAGCUACAAGAAAAUAGGGAAUGUGCAGACUGCCGGAACAAGGCACCACGAUGGGCGAGUGUGAACCUAGGGAUAUUUAUUUGCAUGCAAUGUUCCGGGAUACACCGAGGUCUUGGAGUGCAUAUAUCCAAGGUGCGAUCUACAACCUUGGAUACAUGGUUGCCCGAUCAAGUUUCUUUCAUGCAAUUUAUGGGUAAUGAAAAAUCAAAUAAGGAUUGGGAGGCAAAGCUGCCCCCCAAUUUCGACAGAGGCACAAUGGGAAUUGAGAAAUUUAUUUAUUCCAAGUAUGUGGAGAAAAAGUGGGCUUCAAAAGAAGGAUUAAUUAGUGGAGCUACAAAUUAUUUCCCGAAGAACAUUAGUAGGAAACUUUCUUUAGAAGAAAGCAUUCUUUCCAAACACAUGGCACAAGUUCUGCCUCCAUUGACACGAGCUCAUGGUGGGGGUUCCUUAGUUGUGCAAAAGAAGAGUUCAGCUCCACCGUUAAUUAAGAGGGCAUCUUCAUCAGUUGAUUUUGAUAAGUUUAUAGGAAAGAGCAAUGGCAGUUCUGACCUUUUCGCCUUGCUUUCUGUCCAAGAAGAUAAACAAGGUUUCUCAAGUUGGGCAACAUUUGAUUGAGGUGUGAAUUAAAUGGCGCAAAUUCGAUGAAUAGAUUGUCCUACAGCCAGCCGUGGAGUUGGAGCAAGUGCCAUAAGAUUAUCUUUGUUGAUCACAGUACAAUUUGGCAUCAGAAUAAUGAUGUUGCAUUCAUUUGGUGCAUGCUCUUCUUUUUCCUUGAUCUUUUCAACAAUGCCAUCUGUACUGUCGCAGCUAUUUUUGUAAACUCAUCUGGAAGUCUUGCUAGUGGUCGUAUGUAGCAUGACUUACCUAAUUAAACUAGAAUUCUAAAAUAGCUUAUUUAUAAAGAGGGAACAAUA
Messenger RNA from Arachis stenosperma, 1167 nucleotides. Its product is annotated as probable ADP-ribosylation factor GTPase-activating protein AGD15. The coding region runs from base 185 to 868 and encodes 227 amino acids. Lineage: Eukaryota; Viridiplantae; Streptophyta; Magnoliopsida; Fabales; Fabaceae. The transcript is spliced from 8 exons. Gene Ontology annotation, molecular function: GTPase activator activity. The record is from RefSeq and is a predicted model, not a curated record.